Messenger RNA from Exophiala viscosa, 3573 nucleotides. RefSeq lists its product as uncharacterized. The record is from RefSeq and is a predicted model, not a curated record. Lineage: Eukaryota; Fungi; Ascomycota; Eurotiomycetes; Chaetothyriales; Herpotrichiellaceae. The transcript is spliced from 4 exons. Bases 189 to 3449 code for a protein of 1086 amino acids.
CAAUAUUGCCCAAGAUGUAGGCCGUCAGACGCUGGUGAGAUGCUCCUUCUCCGCAAACGCGCCAGAACGCGUCGGCGCGUGCUUCUGUAUCGCCGAACCACCAAUGCCCACCUCAACCACCUGUCAAAUCACAUAAUAAUAAUCGGUCAUCUAGGUGGAAAUCUAGCCCACCACGAUAUCACCGCAAAAUGAGAAAUGCAACUUGGGAUAUGGACAACUGGUGGCGUGGCGGCGGCGGUGGCAAUGAUGACGAGGAAGAACCAUCCCAGGACGACAGUGAGAACGAAUCUGGUGUGGAUGAGGACGAUGGCUCUCAGAGUGAGACUUCAACAACACCUGAGCCAGAAUCCUGUAUUGGAGACCCUCCGUCCGAAACCCGUGAGGCCAGGAGAAUGAAGUCAAAAAUACGCUAUUUACUAGAUACGCUCACCACUUCUGGGAAGUUCGCCCACAAAUUUGUGAUUGAGAAUCCAGUAAACCCAGGUUUGCGCAUAGCAGAACACGGAAUCGUGGGCCUUCCGAUUACGGCUGAUGUGGCGGCCUCGCUGCUCGGGCACAGAAACACCAUGGAAUCGGAUCCUGGAUACGCUCUUUUUGAGGCAUGCAACAUCAAACUUAUCAAUCUGCAGUGGUGUGUAGCUGUGGAAAGCGCCCGAAAGCGCCUCUGCGACGACUUAUUCGCUGGGGAGGACCAUUCUUUGGCGGGCCCUCGGCUCGUGUUAUGCUCUACAGCCCAAGACUUGACCGAAAUACUCGGAGCCACUGCCCGCCUCAAUGUUUUGGGUACCGUCUUGAUAACAUUGCCUGCAAUAACUGGUGACUUCCAAGUGUACUUGUCAAACGCGACAGAGAAAUUCUCCUUCGAAAGCAGUGACAAUUCUUUCUCGAGUGCGGAGAUUGCCUGGCUUCGAGAUACCAAGGUCCAGCUCUCAGGGCUUAAGCAAGGCUGCUUUGCUGCUCUUGCUUACGAUAUACUCAGCUCUCACGGUCCCGAAGCCCAACCGAGCACCUUUGCAGAGGCUAUCCGGUGUCGGACUCAGCUUCGAGAGCUGCUGGACGCAUGGUUUACAGCAGGAACCGGUAUAGUCGGCACGGCGAACAGCCUUGCCUACAGACUAUCACGUACUUAUCCAGAGUCUUUGCUCAACCUCGGGACGCUGGAUGCCAUCGAUAGUGCGAUAGCAAGCUUUUUGGAGAAGACUUGUGAAGACACUCCCUACUCCAUAUGCCUGGCCAAUGUUUCGCGAACGAUUCUCGAGGAUACUUACCAUCAGAGUGAGUCUCAAAGGGCGGUAUGCCCCUCUUCCGGUGCGAAUGCCAUCAUCGAGUUCUUUGCAGACGACAAAACUGUGCUCGACGAAGUGUACGAUCUGCAUGGGAGGCCCAUCGCAAGUGGAGCAAAAUUUGACUCAACCUGGUUGAUUCAAAACGAGGUAUAUGAAAGCGAGCGGGAGCCAGAUGAGGAGGACGUCGAGGGAGAAGAUGACGAUGUACGCUGCUUUGAAGAGGACAAUUCUUGGAAGCAUGUUUAUCUUGAUACUGUUGUACUUAUCUUGACCCGGCACACUCUUGUGGACCUCAUUGUGGGACGCAGCAUGAAAAGUGAGGCUGACCGAGCUCGAUGUAUCCGAGAAGCGUACGAACAGACAAAGAAAGAGCCCUCCAGUCAUGAAAAACGCCUGUUCCUGCAAACGCUGUGCCGGCGCAUCCUCGAAAGGGUUGCACACGAAAAGCGACAUACCCGCAGCUCAGGCUCUUACCAUUACACCGGGUUCAUACAUCCUUUCACGUCGAACAAGCCACAACUUCCAGAAGACGACCUCUUAAAUCUAGUCAUUGAUGUCAUAAUCGAAAGACCGGAACCAGAGACGUCGGACAUACUUCAAAAGGCUAUCGAGUUGACGGAUAUGUCUGCUCAAACAGGCCUGGAGAAGAUCAUCCGCGUUAUACCAGUGCUAGAGUUCGAGCCGUUCUCUCAAAGCUUGAGCAUAGCAGCUGGACAAAUAUCGCAGUUGAAAAUCCGCUAUGAGCGUUUAAAAAUGCUUGAAGACUGGUGCCACGAGCAUUUACCAGCUCGCCAUCAGCAGCUGAAAGGCUGGGUGGCCAGCAACCUCGCGGAAUUGUGCCGAUCCUUGGCCCAGCAAGGUAAGGACGUCAAUGGCGAUGUCCUUACAGAGAUAGCUCUAGCUUACCAGAGCGAUUCUUUCAUUUCGUGCUUUUUGGCGCCAGGCAUCAGGAUCAACGAUUCUGAAGCUCUUCUGCAUGGUUUUCAGAUGAAGCAAGGCGACUCUUACGCAGUGUCUCAGAUACCUGUGACUGUACGAGCAAUAGUCAGAGAUCUUGCGUCCGAUGAGCUUGCUCGGAAAGCCCCGAUCGUGGCCCUGCUCGAAGAGAGUCUCAAAUUGGAGAGUGAUCUUUUCAAUGACUUGAUCAAUGCCAUGGUUACUUCACCAGCUAUGAAAGGACGAGACGGCAUCCCAGCUCUCUUCGACGCUCAACGCAGUGGCCAGGGCCGGAUCGUGAAGAUACAACCAAACUCGGCACAGCGAAGCAAGGUGGAGGACUUCUUGAACGCCGUGUCGUUACACUACUAUGUCUUCGAAGUCGGGCGUCCGCCUCAAGGAUAUCCGACUCUUCAGCGGUGCAUCUGUCCUGCUCUGCAGUCCACCCCUCAAGGCCGGGAAGUGAACGGAUUCCUCCUGAACCCCAAAGCAUCCACGUUUACCAGCUCGAAAUGGGAUGCCAGAACGCGUGACGACGUAUCGCGGGCCCUGACAGACUGUGAUAGGCAAUUGACAGUCUAUGUCGACAAAAAACGAGCGCCCGGCAGUUCGACUUACCAGCUGUACCUCCGCAAGGAAGACCAUAUCUUCGAGGAUCGCCAGAGGACCUGGCGCGCAAAGCGGAAUCGGUACAGGGACAUGCUCAGUCAAAUCGCCGACCUCGGAUUCCUGCAAGACUCUCGAUAUGCCUACCUGAAGUCAGAAGAUUGGAAGUACAUGGAGACUUUGGUACUGCCUCAAGGACCACUGAGUCUCAGGCGAUACUUCACCUGGUUGUUGUCGGCGAUUUUCCGCGAGGAACUUACGCGAAAGAUCGAACAGCAAGGCGGCAGAGUCCUGGAUAUUCCAGAUAUUGACGGACCAGAUGUGAUAGGCAUAGGCGACGGACGGCCACUGGAUUUUGCAGGAAGCACCCUUCGAUACUGGCAACCGCCAAUGGUCCACGCAAACGAGAUGUUACACCAGUUGCAGCAGAUGGCGAGUGCAAGCGCGAACGCAAAUGUCAAUGCUGAAUCAGGCGAGUAUCAGGCAUUGACUGACCUGAACGCACGUAAACGCAAAGCCGAUCAUCUUGAGCCACUCGCUGAGAGCUCGAAUUUGGCUGGCCAGCAGAAACGACCCAUGAGGGGCAAGGAAGUUGAGAUUAUUGACUUGGUUGACGAUUGAGCACCCAUCUUGAGUUUUGUCUUGAUUUCAGGGCAGACGUUUGAGCGCUGCUUCAUGUACUUAUUAUACAUGUCUAUAUGUGUCUGGAAAGCAAGCGUGCAAGCGAGGCGCUUUGGUAAUGAUC